Xyrauchen texanus (razorback sucker) is the source of this 3308-nucleotide messenger RNA. RefSeq names its product CTTNBP2 N-terminal like a (gene cttnbp2nla). NCBI's taxonomy places the organism in Eukaryota, Metazoa, Chordata, Actinopteri, Cypriniformes, Catostomidae. The coding region runs from base 82 to 1617 and encodes 511 amino acids. The transcript has 5 exons. The record is from RefSeq and is a predicted model, not a curated record.
AUAGUGGCAGAAUUUUGGUAAAGCAUAUCUUCAACAACGGUGCUGCUCGAUGAGCGAUAUUGGAAACCGAUCAGACCUGGUAUGGCACCCACAACGGAGUCGAGACUGAACGUGGAGGCUUUAAGUAAGAGAGAUGUGCUGCUACUCUUCAGUGUACUGGAAGGGGAGCUGGAGGCCAGAGACUUUGUCAUACAGGCACUCAGGGCCCAGCACCGAGAUUCUUACAUGUGGGAGCGAUAUUGCAAAUACAACCUGAGCGAUCCAUUUCUGGCCCUGCAGAGAGACAGCGAGGUUCUUCAGAGCUCCGGCCAGGGUAGGGGAGAUGAUGGAGUUUCCUCCCAGAGACGAGACGGGGUAUGUGGGGCCACGGCUCGCUCUGAUCCUUUGGCGGUGCUAAAGCUUGUGAUUGGACACUGCAGAAGGAUGCAGGAGAAAAUGCUGAAACAGUUGGCAGCUGUAGAGAGCAGACACAGAAGGGUUAUUGCUGAUCUGGAGGAGGAGAAGAGAAGGCAUGCUGAAGAUACUGCAGAAGGAGAUGAUGUCACUUAUAUCUUAGAAAAGGAGAGAGAGCGCCUCCUGCAGCAGUUGGAGUUUGAGAAGGUGAAGACGUCUCGAAUGGAGAGGGAGAACAAACGACUACACGAUCAGUUAGAAGAUGAGUGUGUCCAGCAUAAACAGCUCAUGACGGCACUGAGACGGGAAUGCAAGCGCUCCGGGUCCCGCGCACACGAGGAGUCCCAGCGCGCCAACGAACUCAGCCAUUGGCUUGAAAGUGAACGAGUGGCCAACCAGACUUUGAGGGCGGAGCUUGAGGAAGAAAAGAGGCGGGCUAUGCAAAUGGAGGCCAGGAGAGAGGAGCUAUUGGCCCAGUUUGACACUGAAAGAGAACAGCUUGGGCUGAGAUUACGAAAGGAGGAAGUGCGUUGCAAGGAGCUAAUGGAACAAUUGGAGAAGUUGAGGAGAAUGAUGAGCAAUGGAGAGUUUGAGACAACUGUGGAGAAAUCAAACAUGACACAACCAAAGAUGAAUGGACACCAUGUUCCAGCAGAAGAAGAUGGAUAUGUUGAGAGGCAAAGAAAGGAGAAUGUACCAGAAAAUCAAGUCAUCUCUCCAGACAUGCCCUGUCUACAAGCGGCGUACCAAGCAGGCAUCAACCAACGUUUCCACGCUGCACGUCAUAAAUUCCAAGGCACACCUGAUCUUGAUACCCAAGCCUUACCACAACCUGGUGCAUGUGACCUCUCUCCCAUUGCAGCCUAUGUAACUUCACCAGACAGCGCUUCUUCUAAACAAGCCGCCCGCAGCACGGUCACUCAAGCCCUGAGUCGUUUCAGCACUCAGCAGGGUUCCAGCAAACCAGCCGCCCCCAACAGCUCCCCUUUCGGCACAGAUUACCGCACCCUGCCCCAUUCUGGGAUAAUGUCUCCAACUAUUCCCAGAGCUGAGAGAGGGAACCCACCCCCAAUCCCACCCAAGAAACCAGGCCUCGCUGACACGCCACUGUCUCCGGCCAGUCUCAGAGCUGCUCACUUGGCUCAGAUGUCGUCCGGUUGGGGACGCAUCAAUAAUCCAGACAACAGCAAAGAACCAGACCUGUUGCUGUCAUCUAGUGGCUAGGAAGCACAAAGCAUCAUGACUAUUAUAUUACAUACACUACAAGUCCAAAAGUAUGUGGACAUCCCAUUCUAAUUAACAGGUUUGGCUGAAGACAAAUCUUAAUGCUACAGAAUACAAUGGAUGACCAACUAUCUAUUAAUGCCAAUGGGAAUGUUCUGUGUUCAAAACCAUUUAAACUCAAUUAACAACAUUUUUGCCAUAAUGUUGAUUACCAUAAACAAUUAUUUUGACUCAUCCCUUAUUCAUAAAAUUAAAAAUAUUUGCUUUCAGUAAGGCACUUACAAUGGAAGUGAAUGGGACCCAUCCAUAAACAUUAAGAUACACAUCAUUUAAAAAAUAUAGCCACAAGAUGUAAACAUUAGGUGUGUUAACAUGAGGUAAAAUCAGGGAUUUACCAGCAUUAUGGCAUUUAGUAGAUUACAGUAUUAACCAACGGUACGUCGGCAUGACAACACAUUUGUAAUAUUGGAUAUAACUUUACACAGAUAGAUUAGUAAGGGAUUCUAUCACACUAAUAUCAUGUUAACAGGUUUAAUAUUUGUUUCUUGUGGCUAUACUUUUGAAAGUGUUUACUGUAACUUUUAUGCACUGGCCCCAUUCACUUCCAUUGUAAGUGCCUUACAAUCAAACUUGUGGUAUUUAAAAUGAUGCCAUAAUUGCUGUUGAUUUAGCUUAAUUUCUAUUGUACCCCCAAAGAUUCCUUUAAAUGCACAAAUCUACAUAGACACACAGUUGUCUACAUGGUUUUGAACAUAUAUACAGUAAAUGUACAGUAUAUAUGACCAAGAACUUGUCAAACACUGUUUAUUAUUUUUUGUAGUGGACAUUUCAGGUAUUUCUUUAAUCAUUACAGAAGAUUUUAAACAUGGAAUAUCUUUUGUAACUUUGCAAUGAUAAUCUCAUGGGUGUUUGCAUGACAUUUAACAUUAUACUGUCAAAUGCAUGUUGGUUGUGUGCAUGAAUUUAAAAUUAUAUUAUACAUUCUGUAUGUAACAAAACCCUCCAUGAGAAAGUCACUUUUUAUCACUGACAAUCUUGUACCAGCUUCUAUAAAUAGAUUAUAUAUAUAUUCAUAUUUUGACAAAUAUUUAUAUAUACAUGAAAUAGCAUCUAAAUAGUUUAAUUUUAAACGAUUUUCUAGUUUAUACACUGAAUUGUAUAUUUAACACAUUGCAUGUGCUCACAUAGCAGUUUGAAGUUUAAACCUAAAUUUCCCAUCAAUAUUUACAUGCUUGCUCUGAAUCAUAUAAAUUGCAUAUUUGUAUCACCUUGUUCCCGUUUAUUCUAGAUGUUGGUAUUCUUUUUGUAAUCAUCUGUUUACUGAUAUGAAUGUUAUUUUUCAUAAACCAAGAUUAUUGUACUUAAUGUUCCAUAUAAUUGAUUGUUAUAAUAUUAUGCUUGUUGGUAUGGUUUGGGAAUGAAUUAUUAUGGAUUAUUUGUAGAUUCUAUUAUAUCUACUGCCUGAACCCAGCCAGCAGGGGGCACUGGCUGGUAAAGUAGCACAUGCAAGAACAGGAUCACCCAUCUUCAGCCAUUAAUAGACGAGACCAUGUUUGAAAUGGAACACUAGCAUAAAGCACACUGCACAGUAUGCACAGUAUACUGAGUGCCUACUGUUUUUAUAAUAGUAUUUGAAACUAUGCAUUCUGCGAUAUUUUGUUAUCAUGACAUUAAAUAAAAACAUUUAUUUU